AUGAAGAAACAGAAACCCCGGAGGCGAGACCGUGUCUUGAAGUUUUUCGGGUUUUCAAGCCGGGGGAGUGAAUCGACUCGGAUGGCCUUAUCAUUACCCGAUCCAAAAGAAAACAUCGUCGAACGCACCACCUAUCAUGCGCCUGGAAAGCCAUUCAAGCGAAGCCAAUCCGUCGAGAAAGACAUGGCAGUGCUCUCUACGAUCUAUCUGCUUCAAGAUUCAGACCGACUCAGGGCAGUGAUUCUUCUCCUUGUCCAGAUCAGCCGCAACGACAUUGAAGGGCGGCUGUCAACAGUUCUCAACACUUGCGCCGAGUUCUGCGAGCGUCUCAUCCGUCUUGCGGACGAGGGUCUUACGAGACCAGAUGAGGUCGCCGAGUCAUUCUACCGUACCGUUGAGAUGGUGCGAGAGUCGACUGCCGAUACAACACCGCCGCUGCUCGAGAUUGUAAACCAGUCAAUCGACUCAUUGGCGUCCUCUCAUCCGAUGUUGUCGGCAUCAAGAUCACCUCGAGCUCAGCAUCCCAUUGUUAAAGCAGCCCUUGGGACGGGCGUGACUAUACUCGACAUCUUCAAGGAAGCAAGCGAGUCAGCUGGGGUACCGGGCAUCAAAGCCAUUGUUGGGUCCGUCUUGAGCCUGUUCAAGGCAGCCCAGCAAACCCAAUUCAACUACGAGGACAUCCACUCACUGGCAUUAACUGCGGGUGAAUUUGCUCUCGCCGCUGCCGAGGCAUGUUCCACCAUGGGCGAAGUUUCCGAGGAAGUCGAACAGCUUAUCGCCCGCUUUGAAGGCAAACUUCGCCCUAUUGUCGAGAGAUGUAGGGAAUUGAAUCACAAUAGUAUACUUUGGUGUUUUCUGCAAAACAGCAAUCACAAGAGGGAACUGGAAGGACUGGCCGCAGAGCUCAAUGCCGCUGUUCACCAGUUUCAGAACUCCAACCUUCUCCGGCUACAAGUCAGAAUUGAUGGAGUCGGUACCCAAGUCGGUGCUCAUUGUGAACGCGCAGACUAUGUCACUUUCAAUCAGUUACCCCAGCACCCGGACGUCAGCGGGUUACGGAGGGACUAUUUUCGUGGAAGUCGUCAAGAUACCAUCGCGCAUAUUUCGGGAUGGUUGGACGGGUCGAAGGAGCCCCUGCUAUGGUUACACGGACCACUGGGAAUGGGUAAAUCUACUCUAGCCCAUCACCUUGCGCAAGAGCUCCGCAAGUGCGAUCGACUUGCUGCCUCCGCUUUCUUGACGGCCGUUUCUCCUGAUACCGGGCCCGAAACCCUUGUCAAGAUUCUAGCGUCGGAAAUUGGUAGGAUGCACCCAAGGGCAGUGUCUGCGAUUGUAACAACCAUUAAGAGCUGCGCUGGCUUGCCCCUACAGGACCACUUGGAACGGUACAUCCACCAGCCAAUCCGCUCCCUUUGCUACCCCUAUCCUCUCGUCAUCCUUCUUGACGCUCUCGACGAAUGGAAACACUAUCGCUCCCUCAUCCAACUCCUCAGCCAUGUCGACCCUUCGAUUGUUCGGUUCAUUGUCACUAGUCGAGAGAACGCAUUGAACUCUGCUUGGAAGAACCUGGAAGCAGUACCACACCAAACAUACGCUUUUCCUCCAGUCUCCGACGAAGUACUCAAGUCCUAUAUUGAGCAUCACUUCAAUUCAAUCGAUUGGGGCCACGGCGGUAACCCAGACGAUAGGUACAUUGCCAAGAUUGCCAACAAGGCUGACGGCCUGUUUGUAUGGGUGGCCACUGUCUUUGCCAUUUUAAAUAACAUUCUCGACAACGCAACCCCCCAACAACGACUCGAGCAAAUCAUGGACUCGCAAAGGAACGUCUCAAGCGCCGAUGGGCUGUACAACCUUUAUUACGACGCCAUUCUUCGCCUUUUCCCCGUCCCUGAAAACCAAGAAGUUUUUCGUCGCUUCUUCGGGCUCACAACGGUUUUACAAGAGACGCUUUCACUUUCGGAUUUUGCAUCCCUUUCGGGCCUAACACCCACCAUGGUCGAAGGGGUCCAGGCGCUUCUUUCCGCUCUCAGAACCCGGGGUUCAUUCCAUCGCGACAAAGUCCAGCCAGCCUCCGCCCUUUACCACCUAUCCUUCAUUGAAUUCAUCCAUUCCGAGGGCUCCAAGGCGAGCCCGCCAGCCUUCUCCAUCUCGCAUCGUGACUGUCAUUCACUCUUGGGAGAGCGGUGUUUGGAGCUCACUUUCCGCGGUUUCCUUCCUUACCCCUCUACCGCCGGGUCCAUUCCUCAACCGCGCAAUCCUCGACGUUACGCAUGCCUAUAUUGGCCAAUGCAUCUAUCGACAGGGACUGGGCGCCGGCCAGCGGACUGGGCUCAAACAAGCCACUUCAAGCUGCUGGAAGGCACCGAAGCGAACGGGGCCAUGGAUCAGUGGGCAAUAAUGGUUGGAAACUUACUCUAUCCGAAUGCUGAACUCGAGAGGACACAAGAACAGCCUACUAUACUUCUCUAUCUAGGACUAAUGGUGCGCGAAAAAGAGGGUGGAGCCGCGACUCCAUUCGGGAUGCAAUGUCUCGAAGUGGCCGUGCGCCUGCGGCCCGACGCUGUUCACAUCUGGGACAUAUUAGCGGACUUCCACCACGAUCUCUUCCUGAAAUCGAGGGACGCAGCGCAUAUAAUCGCGGCUGUCGAUGCAAGAUCAUACGCCAUUCAACGCUGCUCCUCGUCGGAUCCGAAUUGGCCGACCUUGUUAUCGCAUUACAUGGAGUCGCUUUGGGCACACUUCCACGAGUUUCAGCAAAUCUCGGAUGUCCAACUGGCAGUCGACUUGGCCGAACGUUGGCUGAGCGACCCGCAACGCGAUCGGCAAUUUGACAGGGACAUUUCGACGAACCUUGCCGCCUUCCUUCAUGCCCGCUCUAGGUACCACGGAUCGGGGUUGGACCUCGACCGAUCCAUCCGGUUACUUCAAGAGGUACUUGAAUCUGAAGCCACACCAUCGCCUAGCACAGCUUCCCGUGCCAAUAUAAUAGGAAACCUCGCCAUGUCCUUUCUGGUCCGCUUUGAACGCCAUGGAUCCUCCUCCGACCUUGAGGAUGCCAUCCGGUUGUUUCAAGAGGCACAUGGACUCGAUGAAGUGACACACAUGAGGAACUUUGCCGCUGCCCUUCAUACCCGCUCUCAACUGAACAGAUCAAUCUCCGACCUCGAGGAAGCGAUCAAGCUGAUUGAAAGAGUUUUGGAAGUCACCCCAGCGCCGCGUCCAGAACGCCCUAACGCACUGGAAACCCUCGCCGCCAUGCUUUGUUCUCGCUGGGACGAUCUCGGAACAAUAUCCGACCUUGAGGAAGCGAUUCGACUGAUUCAAGAGGCGCUGGAACUCCUACCAACAACACAUCCGACUCGUCCUACCUCGCUCCACCACCUCGCCAGUGUCUUUAAUCAUCGUUUUCGCCACAGUGGAUCAAGCUUAGACCUGGAGAAAUCCAUACAACUGCAUCGAGAAGCCCUCGAAUUGCAGACACAAAGUCGUCUGAACCCCCCUGACUCGGAGUCACUACAUUUCAUGGCCCAGGCUCUCUUCAGCCGCUCUAUGCACUUCGAAUCCGACUCCGACCUUGUGGAAGCAAUUCGUUUGUUUCGCGAGGUGUUGGUGCUCGCGCCAGACUCUCAUCGGCGUCGCAGAUUCUGGAUGAUUAACCUCGCGACCGCCCUCAAAGAGAGCUCCGAGCCACAAGACCUUGAAGAAGCGAUCCAAAUCUUUCGGCAGUUGAUGUCAUUUUCCGGCGAUCAUGUAUUACGCCCUCAAUUGUUGGCCAAUUUUGCCGACGCUCUUCACAAGCACGCUUACCCUCCGGGAGGACGUGUGUGCAUUGUCUCUGACUUGGAGGAAGGGAUCCGGUUGCAGCGAGAGGCAGUAGAACUCGUACCAGCUUCUCAAAAACGUCGCCGCCCUCUAUUAGUGACCGGCCUUGGUAACAUGCUUCGGACACGCUACACACUUGUGUAUCUCGAGUCUCAACGAAGCCAUACGGCUGGCGAAGGAAGGUUUGGAAUUAAAAACAACCCGCCUAACUCGUACCAACUUCCUUGA
Molecule: messenger RNA, 4050 nt
Organism: Coprinopsis cinerea okayama7#130
Lineage: Eukaryota; Fungi; Basidiomycota; Agaricomycetes; Agaricales; Psathyrellaceae
Exons: 9
Coding region: 1-4050 (1349 amino acids)
Biological process (GO): cell surface receptor signaling pathway
Molecular function (GO): protein binding
Source: RefSeq, a predicted model, not a curated record